GGCACCAGUCGUGAGUGCUGUCGAAAGGAUGAAGGUUCUGCUGUACGCGAUAGCUUUGGUUGCGGUGGUGGCAGCGUAUGAGGAGCCGACCAGGUUCUACCACAGCAACUAUGGCGUAACCGAGGCCGCGCGCAUCAAGCAACUCGAACAAGCCUUGGACUUCGAUGGCAGCAGGAUAACUGGUGGCUCCAAUGCGAACGUCGGUGCUCAUCCUCAUUUGGGUGGUUUAGUGAUAACACUGAUGGAUGGUCGUCAAUCCGUUUGCGGAUCCUCACUGAUCACCAACACUCGCUCUACGACUGCAGCUCACUGCUGGAAUGACGGAAACAACCAGGCUCGUCAGUUUCAAGUUGUGUGGGGUUCCAACCGUUUGUUCACUGGCGGCACCCGUGUCAACACCAACCAUGUCAUUAUGCACCCUAACUGGAACUUCCGCAACCUCAACAACGAUAUAACAUCAACAGGAUCCAAAUGGCCAGUGGAAAUAACGCUUUCACCGGAGAGUGGGCAACGGCCGCCGGUUUCGGUCGUAUUAGUGACUUAUUAUUGUCGGUUCGACCCUCUGCGUCGCCACCACUGGCGGCAACAGCCCUUGUCCAGGAGACUCUGGUGGCCCCCUUGCCGUCGGAUCCGGCAACAAUCGUCAACUUGUGAGUACCCAUAUAUAACUAUAUCGUCUACAGCUAUAGGAUUAAAAAGAUUGGUAUCGUGUCAUUCGGCUCUGCCGCUGGCUGUACCCGCGGCUUCCCCGCAGCCUUCGCUCGAGUCACCUCAUUCAACUCCUGGUUCUCACAGCAUAUGUAAAUUUUACGAUGCGUUCAAGGCGUCAUUGGCGGAGGCCCUCUUAAGAUUGUUAAAGUGUUUAGCGGAACGGUUCCCCGACUGCAAGGAAUGGCUUCCGAUGUCAACAAUAAAGCAAUAA
Messenger RNA from Chilo suppressalis (striped riceborer), 922 nucleotides. Lineage: Eukaryota; Metazoa; Arthropoda; Insecta; Lepidoptera; Crambidae. The record is from the annotation of a GenBank genome assembly.